Trichechus manatus latirostris (Florida manatee) is the source of this 721-nucleotide messenger RNA. Its product is annotated as interferon alpha-5-like. NCBI's taxonomy places the organism in Eukaryota, Metazoa, Chordata, Mammalia, Sirenia, Trichechidae. Bases 1 to 582 code for a protein of 193 amino acids. The record is from RefSeq and is a predicted model, not a curated record. The transcript has a single exon. Gene Ontology annotation, molecular function: cytokine receptor binding. Gene Ontology annotation, biological process: defense response. Gene Ontology annotation, cellular component: extracellular region.
AUGGCCUUCUCUUUCCCUUUACUGAUGGCCCUGGUGGUGCUCAGCUGCAACUCCAUCUGCUCUCUGGGCUGUGACCUGCCUCAGAGCCAUUGCCAGGCUAACAGGAGAACCUCGACGCUUCUGGAAAAAAUAAGGAGAAUCUCCCCUUUCUACUGCCUGAAGGACAGAAAUGACUUUGGAUUUCCCCAGGAGGAGCUUGAUGGCAACAUGUUCCAGAAGGCUCAAGCCAUCUCUGUCCACUGUGACAUGAUCCUGCAGAUCUUCAAACUCUUCAGCACAGAGGACUCAUCUGCUGCUUGGGAUGAGAAACUCCUGGUCGAAUUGCGGGCUGGACUUGAUCAGCAGGUAAAAGUCUGUUUAGUGGAGGAGAUGGAGGUAGAAGGAAGUUCCCUCCCCCUGAUAAAUGAGGACUCCAUGAUGGCUCUGAGGAAAUACUUCCAAAGAAUCACUGAGUAUCUGAAAGAAAAGAAAUACAGCCCUUGUGCCUGGGAGAUUGUCAGAACGGAAAUCGUGAGAUCCUUCUCUGCAUCAACAAAUUGGCAAGAAAGGCUAAGAAGUAAGGAAGGCGACCUGGUCCCAUAAACAAAUGAUUCUCAUCAACUAAUAUACUGUGUCAUACUUCCACAAGUUCAGCCAUCUCAAAGACUCUCAUUUCUGCUAUAAUCCGGACAGGCAUUGAAUCAAACUUGUCAAAUUGUUUUCAGGGGUAUUAAGCAAUAUU